AAUUAAAACGAAGGAAAUCGGAUACAAAUUGAUAAGAACAGGCCGGUUUACUGGGACAGAAAGACGCAAUUUCGCCGCCACCGAUAGAGGGCGCCUUAACGUCAUAGUAAUGCUGUUUAUUUAUAAAAUAAUGCUGUAGAAGUAAAGCACACAUAUCUACAUGAUUGUAUACCAAAAGUCACCAAGAUCUGAGAUGUUGUCAAAUUUCGGUCGGAUUUGAGCGUGUAGUAAACAUAUAUCAUCGUCUUAAAAUAAAAAAAGUUAUUUUAAAACGCUUCAGAGUUCAUUAACUUCGUUUUAAGGAAUUAUGGAACUAGAUUUGGAACCGGAAGAGAGAGACGCACGUGCGGAGUUUGAUGCUAUUGAGCGGCAAAAACAGCGGAGGGAUGCGGAACCGCUGCUAUUGUGUAAACUGAUAACACAAUGGCCAGUUCGAGCUUUUGUACUGACCUUGUCAGGACAUAUUGCUAUGAUCGCAACUACAGGGAUCUUAUAUCUAUCCGGAUAUGACAUCAUGCCCUUGUGUUUGGACGACGUCCCUAUGCGGCUAGUAGAUGAACCCUGGGACGCUCGAUGGUUCGCUUGGACUGAUCGGACAAAGUAUGACGGUUAUUAUACUCGGGGCGGUACCAAUGCUGGGUUUCGAACUUCUGAAGCUUGGUAUGCUUCCAUGGACAUGUUUUACGAAGACGUUGAUGGUGAUAAUAUUUUCACGAAACGGUCGCUUUUGAAAUGAAGAAAAUUGAAGACGAUUUAAUGAACGCAGAUGACUACACAAAAUUUUGUAAACUCGAUCAUCAGACCCGACAGUGUGUUAAACCUCAGUCCGUGCUAAGAUAUUUUGACGGAACGUUUGUAGAUAUAGACCCUGUAUUCAAUGAUACAGCAUUUGAAAAUGUUGAUAAUGUUCUGUAUAUGGCCGCAACACACAACGCAACAAGGGAUGGUUUUAGAUUUUUUCUUGCAAUUAAGCACGAGACUACACAGAAUACAGUGACGUCAAAGAUGACGCGUUCUAUCGUCUCAUUUGGGUUACCACACGAAGAGUACGGCUCCAGUGACUACGAAAUGGAAGCCGAAAAGUUUUCCGGCGACAAAUUGAAACCAAUUCUUGAGAAAUAUGAAGAUACGUCUGAAUUUAAGUUUUCAUAUCGGUCCGAGGCUAUUUGGAUGUACAGCGCAAGAAACCAAGCCAUGGAAGACGUGCUCUGGGCGGGGGCAAGCAUGGCGUUCAUAUUUCUUGUAAUUCUGUUGCACACGAGGUCGCUUUGGAUAGCUGGAUUUGCAAUUUUAAGCAUUUUUGCAAGUUUCUUUACCGGAAACUUGAUUUAUAAUUUAGUAUGUCGUUUCGAUUACAUUGGAUAUUUCCACAUCCUGUCACUUUUUGUCAUUCUAGGAAUUGGAGCAGACGAUGUGUUUGUGUUUUACGAUAUUUGGCGGAAUUCCGCAUGUGACGAGUAUCUGUCAGUUGCUCACAGGUUAUCAGAUUGUUAUAAGAGAUCAGCUUUUAGUAUGCUUAUCACCUCACUUACAAAUGCCGUUGCGUUCUUAUCAACUGCAAUAUCACCUUUACUUGGGACAAGGUCAUUUGGUGUAUUUUCAGCUUUAUUAAUUGUCGUAAACUACCUCUCAGUCAUACUUUACUUUCCGACAGUUGUUAUCAUGUAUCAUACUUAUUUUGAAAAAGCAACAUGGCCGUGCUGUUAUCCGUGGCAGAAGGGUUCCGAUCAUGAAUCCGCAGACGAUAAAAACGACAAGAAGGAACGCGCUAAACAUUAUAGUAAACCGGAUGUUGAAAGUGAAAAGCAUGAAGAUGAAAUAUUUGCUUCAAGAGUGAAUCCAGUAUAUGAACCGGAUGUACCUGUAAAUCAAAACUACCAUUGGUCGAGAAGUUUUGACGAUAACCAAAUACCGCCUAAACAUCGAUCGGGACAAGAAAAUGGUUAUCAGUCAUAUCUAAGAAACGGUGAUUGGCGAAUAACAGGUAGUUAUCGGCUUUAUUCACCAGGUCAUACGCAACAACCAAAAAGAAACCGGCAAGCGUCAAAUGAUCGAAAACAAAACGGCGUGAUGGUAAAUAAGAUUCAAAAUCACGUGUCAUAUCUUGACAGUAAAUCGAAAAGUUUAUCUAAAAAGCGGAAAAAGAAGUCGAUAUUUGUUCGUUUCUUUCGGAAUUAUUAUUUCCGAUUUGUGACACACAAGGUUAUAAGAUGGUUGAUUAUUCUUGUACUGGCAGGAGUUUUGGCUUUCUUCAUCUACCAGGCUUCACAAAUCGAGCCCGAUAAUAAGCUGUUUAAUAUACUACCAGACGAACAUCCGCACAGGAAGGCCUACUCGCAUAAAUUAUAUUCAUUUUUGUCCUCACUUGGGGAAGGAACUGGUUUGAUGUCCGUUCAUCUGUUGCUGGGAGUUAAACAAAACGACCUCUCUAUCUGCCACUUUUCAGAUCCCGUGUGUACGGGAAAACAAGAAUGGGACCCGGACUUCAACCCAAACUCAGAGGAGGCGCAAUUGGCACUGAUGGGCUUAUGUGAGAAACUACGAACUUUACCUGAAGCGGAGGCCAAAGAAUUACACAUAAAGAAAAAUCCCAACACGGGAGAAUACAACAUAAAAUGUUUCAUGGACAAUCUGCAAACAUUUCUGCAGGUAGAGUCCAAACGGGAUGGUAAAAAUUGGAGUUUACCUUUCACCAAGGAGCGGGUGGACAGCUUUAUUGCAGACAAACCCCAGUUUUACAACAGCAGUGUGUUCACAGCAGAGUUCAACAAUAAUCUGGAAGUUGCAAUAUCGUACUGGCUAACAAAUAAAUAUACAAAUGAAUAUACUAGUGACUUCUACAAGUUCGAUCAGCUGAUUGGAGAAAAAACUGGCCCCUUUAGUUCACCUGUCAUCAAUAAAACAGAUAUGAUGUACGGAAAUGAUUUGAAGUUUCUUGCAAUAUCCGUUGGUACUGAUAUACAGGCGAUGUUGCUGGGUUAUAGAGAAGGUGACCCGAUAAUGGAAAGUUGGGAACAAUUUCUCAAUAAACAGCUCAACAAUAUGCCGAAAGGAUUGAAAAUUGGAUUUCAAACUUCAUCGCAUGAACGUUGGAUCUGGAUUACAAGACAAAGGUUGCUCGUGGAUAAUGCCAUCUACGGUAUCGUGAUAGGAUUGUGUCUGGCGUGUCCAAUUCUGAUAAUUGCCACCGGAAACGUGAUAACCGGACUACUUGCCACAUUUUCUCUGUGUUGUACAACAGUGUGCGUCAUAGGUGUCAUUGUGCUAGGAGGCUGGAAAUUGGGGAUGAUAGAGGCCAUGAACAUGUGUAUGGUCGUAGGUUUAUCAGUGGACUAUGUUGUUCAUCUCGCGGAAGGAUACACACUCUCGCUACAUACCGGUCGUCUGUCACGUGUCCGAGACAUGUUGGAUUUAAUGGGCGUAUCAGUAUUCUUUGGGGCGUGUACGACUUUAGGUGCUUCGCUUUUCAUGUUUUUCACAGUUCUUUCGUUCUUUUCACAAUUCGGAACAUUCCUGUUUUCAACAAUCGGAUUUUCAUUAGUGUUUUCAAUGGGUCUUUUUGUAACACUUCUUGGUAUAAUUGGACCGGAAGGAAACACCGGAAAUGUGCUGGCGUUCUUUAGACGGGUUUGUGGUGAGAGAAGUCGGCGCCGAAAGAGCAGACGAGACGCCAGGCAAAAUAAAUAAACACAAAUUAAGCAUUAUAUUUCAUAUAAUUUUAUGAUUAUAUAAGAAUACAGACAUAUGUCCCUUGCGU
Molecule: messenger RNA, 3757 nt
Organism: Ruditapes philippinarum (Manila clam)
Lineage: Eukaryota; Metazoa; Mollusca; Bivalvia; Venerida; Veneridae
Product: protein dispatched homolog 3-like
Exons: 10
Coding region: 733-3687 (984 amino acids)
Cellular component (GO): membrane
Source: RefSeq, a predicted model, not a curated record